AUGAUAUCGGAAUCUUUAUAUUCCAUACACGAGCCUCAUACACACGUGGAGGAUGACAAGGUCAAGGGGGCGUCGAACCGGGGGUGGGGGCUGUCCAGGGUGUGGCGGCCGGGGGUGCGGGUAGCGGGGCGGGGGGCAGGAGGUGGGGGCGCGGGCGCUGUAGGGCUGUCGCUAUUUAUAUGUAAUCGAUAUCGCGGUAUCGCGCGGCCGUGGCCUUGCGGCCAUCGAUCUGGUCGAGCCCCCGACUCACAGCCCUAG
Messenger RNA from Danaus chrysippus (African queen), 258 nucleotides. The record is from the annotation of a GenBank genome assembly. Lineage: Eukaryota; Metazoa; Arthropoda; Insecta; Lepidoptera; Nymphalidae.